AUGGCCACCCACGUCACCCCUUCCAAGCAGGCAGCUACCUCUCUUGAGAACCUGAAGAUGAGCGAUUCUCCCAUUAAGAAACUUGACUUCGAAUCUGUCGGCAAGGAGAACACGCCCGCGUCUUUCAAGCCCGUCGACGCCCCCAUGGAGAAGCCCACCGAGAAGGCCCUCGAGGCCCCCAAAGUCGCCGCCGGCAUCAAGGAAGCCGAGGCCAAUGAGCCCCCUCCUCCAGGAGAACCCUCAUCGUUUUGUGCUCUUCCCUAUUAA
Messenger RNA from Penicillium macrosclerotiorum, 267 nucleotides. RefSeq lists its product as uncharacterized. The coding region runs from base 1 to 267 and encodes 88 amino acids. The transcript is spliced from 2 exons. The record is from RefSeq and is a predicted model, not a curated record. Lineage: Eukaryota; Fungi; Ascomycota; Eurotiomycetes; Eurotiales; Aspergillaceae.